AUUGCUGUGCUCACGCACAACCCUACUUGGCCGCCUCUGAAACUUGCUUUGAGUGGCGGUGAUGAACGGUCGAAGAGAUAUAGAACAAGAGCGCGGUCAUACUGCAGAAACUGUUAUAGCGGAAAGAGGAAGUGUUAACUGGUGACUCUGGAUCGACGCUUGUAGCGUUGAGAGGCUGUAGGAUUUUCUCCUAGGUUUCUAUAUCCAUACCUCCUCUUAAACGUUCUUGCUUUAUGUUUUGUUGGUGAGACGAUGGCGCAUUUGGGUGGUGGAGCGGAGGCACACGCUCGAUUCAAGCAGUAUGAAUACAGAGCAAACUCUAGCCUUGUGUUGACCACCGAUUCUCGUCCGCGCGACACUCAUGAACCAACUGGUGAGCCUGAAUCUCUCUAUGGGAAGAUAGACCCAAAAACCUUCGGUGAUCGUGCUUUCAGAGGAAAACCUCCUGAAUCCGAUGAGAAGCUGAAGAAGUCGAAGAAGAAGAAGGAUCGAGAUCCUGAAGCCUUGCCCAGUAGGCAAAGCAAGCGGCGACGUCUCCAAGAGGAGAGCGUCCUCUCUAUUACUGAGGAAGGUGUCUAUCAGCCAAAGACGAAGGAGACAAGGGCAGCUUACGAGGCCUUACUUGGUGUCAUUCAACAGCAUUUAGGUGGUCAGCCACCAAAUGUUGUGAGUGGUGCAGCUGAUGAGGUGUUGGCAGUUCUGAAGAAUGAUGCCUUCAAGAACCCUGACAAGAAAAAGGAGAUUGAUGGGUUGUUGAAUCCAAUACCAAAUCAUGUCUUUGAUCAGCUGGUGUCUAUUGGGAAGCUUAUUACUGACUUCCAAGAUGGUGGGGAUGCAGCCGGUUCUGCUGCUGCCACUGCUGAUGAUGCUCUUGAUGAUGACGUGGGUGUUGCUGUUGAGUUUGAAGAAGAGGAGGAGGAAGAGGACGACAGUGAUUAUGAUAUGGUCCAGGAAGUGGAAGUAGAGGAAGAUGAUGGGCUGGAUUCACAUGGUUCUGGUGCUAUGCAGAUGGGUGGAGGGAUUGAUGAUGAUGACAUGCAAGAAGCCAACGAGGGAAUGACCCUCAAUGUUCAAGAUAUAGAUGCAUAUUGGCUUCAAAGAAAGAUCUCUCAAUCAUAUGAACAGAUUGACCCACAACACUGCCAGAAAUUGGCAGAAGAUGUGCUUAAAAUACUUGCUGAAGGAGAUGACAGGGAAGUGGAAAAUAGGCUCUUGGUGCUUCUUGAUUUUGAUAAGUUUAGCCUUAUUAAAUUUCUCUUGCGGAACCGGUUGAAGAUAGUCUGGUGUACUCGUUUGGCAAGGUCUGAAGACCAAGAGGAGAGGAAGAAGAUUGAAGAAGAAAUGGUGGGUUCAGGUUCAGACUUGGCUGCUAUUUUGGAGCAGUUGCAUGCCACCAGAGCAACUGCUAAGGAACGCCAGAAGAAUUUGGAGAAGAGUAUAAGAGAAGAGGCCAGGAGAUUGAAAGACGAGAGUACUGCUGGAGAUGGGGGUAGGGAGCGGAGGGGUUUUGUUGAUAGGGACUCAGACAGUGGUUGGGUGAAGGGACAGCAUGAAGCACUUGAUCUUGACAGCAUUUCUUUCCAUCAAGGAGGUCUUUUGAUGGCCAAUAAGAAAUGUGAGCUUCCGUUGGGCUCGUAUAGAAACCAUAGCAAGGGAUAUGAAGAAGUCCAUGUGCCGGCUUUGAAGCCAAAGCCACUUGCUUCUGGUGAAGAGCUCAUAAAGAUUUCUGUAAUGCCCGACUGGGCACAGCCGGCUUUUAAAGGGAUGACCCAGCUGAACAGGGUGCAGAGUAAAGUUUAUGAAACUGCUCUCUUUACUGCAGAAAAUGUUCUAUUGUGUGCUCCAACUGGUGCAGGGAAAACAAAUGUUGCCAUGCUAACCAUUCUUCAGCAGAUUGCAUUGCAUAGGAACCCAGAUGGAUCAUUCAACAACAGCAACUAUAAGAUUGUCUAUGUGGCACCGAUGAAAGCUCUUGUAGCUGAAGUUGUUGGGAAUUUGUCCAAUCGUUUGCAACAUUAUGAUGUGAAAGUUAAGGAGCUAAGUGGAGACCAGACCUUGACUCGUCAACAAAUUGAAGAGACACAGAUAAUUGUUACAACUCCUGAGAAGUGGGAUAUUAUCACCAGAAAAUCUGGGGACCGAACCUAUACGCAGCUUGUGAAACUACUUAUCAUAGAUGAGAUUCAUCUUCUUCAUGAUAACAGAGGGCCUGUGCUUGAAAGUAUUGUUGCAAGAACAGUGAGACAAAUUGAGACCACAAAAGAACAUAUUCGGUUGGUAGGGUUAUCUGCUACACUCCCCAACUAUGAAGAUGUGGCAUUAUUUCUGCGAGUUGAUCGGGAAAAAGGACUAUUCCAUUUUGACAACAGUUACAGACCUUGCCCUCUGGCUCAACAGUAUAUUGGAAUUACUGUCAAGAAGCCUCUUCAGCGAUUCCAGUUGAUGAAUGAUGUCUGUUAUGAGAAAGUCAUGGCUGUUGCAGGGAAGCAUCAAGUUCUUAUAUUUGUCCACUCAAGGAAAGAAACGGCCAAAACAGCUCGUGCAAUACGUGAUACUGCUCUUACUAAUGAUACCCUUGGUCGAUUUUUAAAAGAGGACAGUGCAAGCCGUGAGAUCCUGCAGAGCCAUACAGAGUUGGUGAAGAGCAAUGAUCUAAAAGAUCUCUUGCCAUAUGGGUUUGCAAUUCAUCAUGCUGGAAUGGCAAGGGUAGAUCGACAACUUGUUGAGGAUCUUUUUGCUGAUGGGCAUGUUCAAGUAUUGGUUUCAACUGCUACACUUGCUUGGGGUGUUAAUUUGCCAGCGCACACUGUGAUUAUUAAAGGCACACAGAUAUACAAUCCUGAGAAAGGAGCGUGGACUGAGCUGAGCCCUCUGGAUGUUAUGCAGAUGCUGGGUCGUGCAGGAAGGCCUCAGUAUGACUCCUAUGGUGAAGGAAUAAUUAUUACUGGCCAUAGUGAACUACAGUACUACCUGUCCCUCAUGAAUCAACAGCUUCCCAUUGAAAGCCAAUUCAUAUCCAAAUUGGCUGAUCAGUUGAAUGCUGAAAUCGUUCUUGGGACAGUUCAGAAUGCUAGGGAGGCCUGUAAUUGGAUCGGUUAUACCUAUUUGUAUGUUCGUAUGUUGAGGAAUCCAACCCUUUAUGGCAUAAAGCCCGAUGUUCUGGAUAAAGACAUUACAUUGGAGGAGAGGAGGGCCGAUCUGAUCCAUGCUGCUGCAACAAUCUUGGACAGAAAUAAUUUGAUCAAGUAUGAUCGCAAAAGUGGCUAUUUCCAAGUUACAGACUUAGGUCGGGUUGCUAGUUACUACUAUAUUACUCAUGGGACCAUUUCUACAUACAAUGAGCAUUUGAAGCCAACAAUGGGUGAUAUCGAACUCUGUCGGUUGUUCUCCCUCAGUGAAGAAUUCAAAUAUGUGUCAGUGAGACAAGAUGAGAAGAUGGAAUUGGCGAAGCUCUUGGAUCGUGUACCCAUUCCCAUAAAGGAAAGCUUGGAAGAGCCUAGUGCCAAGAUUAAUGUCCUACUUCAGGCAUAUAUUUCACGACUUAAGCUUGAGGGGCUUUCACUGACAUCAGACAUGGUGUUCAUUACCCAGAGUGCUGGUCGUCUUAUGCGAGCUCUUUUCGAGAUUGUGGUUAAACGAGGAUGGGCGCAAUUAGCUGAGAAGGCUUUGAAUUUGUGCAAAAUGGUCAACAAAAGAAUUUGGAGCGUCCAGACACCCCUCCGCCAAUUCAAUGGAAUUCCAAAUGAGAUCUUGAUGAAACUGGAGAAGAAAGAUUUGGCCUGGGAGAGGUUCUAUGAUCUUUCUGCGCAGGAAAUUGGAGAGCUCAUACGCUACCCUAAGAUGGGGAGACCACUUCACAAAUUCAUUCACCAGUUUCCAAAGCUUAACCUGGCUGCACAUGUUCUACCUAUCACUCGUUCUGUGUUGAGAGUUGAACUCACUGUAACUCCAGAUUUUCAGUGGGAGGACAAAGUACAUGGGUAUGUUGAACCAUUUUGGGUUAUUGUUGAGGACAAUGAUGGGGAAUACAUUCUUCAUCAUGAAUAUUUCAUGCUUAAGAAGCAGUAUAUUGAUGAGGACCACACUUUAAGUUUCACAGUGCCAAUCUAUGAACCAUUACCGCCUCAAUACUUCAUUCGUGUUGUGUCAGAUAGGUGGCUCGGGUCGCAGUCUGUCUUACCUGUUUCUUUCAGACACCUGAUCUUACCAGAAAAGUAUCCUCCACCUACUGAAUUGUUGGACUUGCAACCAUUGCCUGUGACGGCACUGAGAAAUCCCUCAUAUGAAGCUCUCUAUCAAGAAUUCAAGCAUUUUAAUCCUAUCCAAACGCAGGUUUUCACUGUGUUGUACAAUACAGAUGACAAUGUCUUGGUUGCAGCUCCAACUGGAAGUGGCAAGACCAUCUGUGCAGAGUUCGCCCUUUUGAGGAAUCAUCAGAAAGGACCUGAGUCUGUCAUGCGUGCAGUUUAUAUUGCUCCUAUUGAGGCUCUUGCCAAAGAACGAUAUCGUGAUUGGGAACGGAAGUUUGGAAAGGGCCUAGGGAUGAGGGUUGUUGAAUUGACAGGAGAAACUACAACAGACCUGAAACUUCUUGAGAAAGGGCAAAUAAUUAUCAGUACCCCUGAGAAAUGGGAUGCUUUGUCCCGCCGCUGGAAACAGCGCAAACAUGUUCAGCAAGUGACCCUUUUUAUAAUUGAUGAGAUUCACUUAAUUGGCGGUCAAGGGGGUCCUGUCUUGGAAGUUAUAGUAUCUCGGAUGAGAUACAUUGCAAGUCAGGGUGAGAACAAGAUAAGGAUAGUGGCGCUUUCAGCUUCUCUUGCAAAUGCCAAAGACCUUGGGGAAUGGAUAGGUGCAACCUCUCAUGGCCUUUUCAAUUUUCAUCCGAGUGUUCGUCCUGUGCCUCUGGAGAUACAUAUUCAAGGUGUGGAUAUAGCUAAUUUUGAAGCGAGGAUGCAAUCAAUGUCGAAGCCAACAUACACUGCUAUUGUCCAACAUGCAAAGAAUGGAAAACCUGCUCUGGUGUUUGUUCCAACCAGGAAGCAUGCUCGGCUUACUGCAGUUGAUCUGAUGACUUACUCGGGUGUAGACAGUGGGGAGAAGCCGGAAUUUCUGCUUAGAUCAGUAGAAGAUUUGGAACCUUUAAUUUCAAAGGUGAGUGAGCCCAUGCUUAGUGCUACUCUUCGUCAUGGUGUGGGCUACUUGCAUGAAGGUCUUACCAGCAUGGACCAGGAAGUAGUGUCACAUUUAUUUGAGGCUGGGUGGAUUCAGGUCUGUGUUGCUAGCAGCUCAAUGUGCUGGGGGAUGCCAUUAUCAGCUCACUUGGUUGUGGUUAUGGGAACGCAAUAUUAUGAUGGAAGGGAAAAUGCUCACACAGACUACCCAGUUACUGAUCUGUUGCAGAUGAUGGGUCACGCCAGUAGACCUCUUCUAGAUAAUUCUGGUAAAUGUGUCAUUCUCUGUCAUGCGCCUCGGAAAGAAUACUAUAAGAAGUUCUUGUAUGAGGCAUUGCCGGUAGAAAGUCAUCUGCAGCAUUACUUGCAUGACAACCUGAAUGCAGAAAUAGUUGUUGGAGUAAUUGAGAACAAACAAGAUGCUGUGGAUUACCUGACAUGGACAUUCAUGUACCGGAGGCUCACUCAAAAUCCUAACUACUACAACCUCCAGGGAGUAAGCCACAGGCAUCUCUCUGAUCAUCUCUCAGAGCUUGUGGAGAACACAUUGAGUGACUUGGAAGCAAGCAAGUGUGUUGCUAUAGAGGAUGAUAUGGACCUUUCUCCUCUGAACCUCGGCAUGAUAGCAUCAUACUACUACAUCAGCUACACUACUAUAGAGCGUUUCAGUUCAUCGUUAACUUCCAAAACAAAGAUGAAAGGCUUGCUUGAGAUUCUGGCUUCUGCUUCUGAAUAUGCAGAGCUUCCAAUACGACCUGGGGAGGAAGAAUUGAUAAGAAAAUUGAUUAACCACCAGAGGUUUGCAUUUGAGAAUCCCAAAUGUACAGAUCCACAUGUAAAGGCAAACGCAUUGCUACAGGCUUACUUCUCAAGGCACACAGUAGUUGGUAACUUGGCUUCUGACCAGCGAGAAGUACUCCUUUCUGCUAGUAGGUUGCUUCAAGCUAUGGUAGAUGUAAUAUCCAGCAAUGGGUGGCUUAGCCUGGCUCUUCUUGCCAUGGAAGUGAGUCAGAUGGUUACACAGGGCAUAUGGGAGCGUGAUUCUAUGCUUCUACAGCUUCCUCACUUCACAAAAGAGCUGGCAAAGAAAUGCCAAGAGAACCCAGGAAAGAGUAUAGAAACGGUGUUUGAUUUGGUGGAGAUGGAGGAUGAUGAGCGGCAAGAGUUGCUGCUGAUGACAGAUUCACAGUUGCUGGACAUUGCUCGCUUCUGCAACCGUUUCCCCAACAUAGAUAUGACAUAUGAGGUGUUGGAGAGUGACAACAUAAGAGCCGGGGAUGAUGUUACCUUGCAAGUCACCCUUGAACGGGAUCUCGAAGGGAGGUCCGAGGUGGGACCUGUUUAUGCUCCCAGGUAUCCCAAAGCCAAAGAAGAAGGAUGGUGGCUUGUGGUAGGUGAUAGCAAAACUAACCAGUUGCUUGCCAUCAAGAGGGUUGCCCUGCAGCGUAAGUCGAAAGUCAAGCUCGAGUUCGUUGCUCCUGCGGAAGCUGGAGAGAAGUCGUAUACUCUUUAUUAUAUGUGUGAUUCAUAUAUGGGUUGUGACCAGGAGUAUGAAUUUAGUCUUGAUGUCAGAGAAGCAGGUGCUGGUGAUGACAGUGGGAGGGAAUGAAAACAUUAUACAGAAUAUCUGUCCAUACUGAAUGUUUUACUAUUAUGUAUGCAUAUGAAUCUUUAACUACUCUCCUCGUACAUGCCUCGAGAAAAAAUAUGUCCUUGACUAUUUUAUCAAUCACAUGUUCUGCGUGA
Macadamia integrifolia is the source of this 6917-nucleotide messenger RNA. RefSeq names its product DExH-box ATP-dependent RNA helicase DExH12-like. NCBI's taxonomy places the organism in Eukaryota, Viridiplantae, Streptophyta, Magnoliopsida, Proteales, Proteaceae. Gene Ontology annotation, cellular component: nucleus. Gene Ontology annotation, molecular function: ATP binding; nucleic acid binding; ATP hydrolysis activity. The record is from RefSeq and is a predicted model, not a curated record. Bases 253 to 6780 code for a protein of 2175 amino acids. The transcript is spliced from 5 exons.